Diplodia corticola is the source of this 1095-nucleotide messenger RNA. Its product is annotated as tetratricopeptide-like helical. The record is from RefSeq and is a predicted model, not a curated record. Gene Ontology annotation, molecular function: protein binding. The transcript has 5 exons. The coding region runs from base 1 to 1095 and encodes 364 amino acids. NCBI's taxonomy places the organism in Eukaryota, Fungi, Ascomycota, Dothideomycetes, Botryosphaeriales, Botryosphaeriaceae.
AUGACGCUCAAGGACCUGCUGAAGAAGAAGGACAGAAUCGGGGACGAGGCCGCCGCCCAGCCGCUGCCGCCCCGCGCCAGCGCCGACGAUGCAGCAGCGCGCGCGCCGCCCCCUGAGUUCACCUUCAUGCGCACAACCACGAGCACCCAAGAGGUCAUCGCCCCGCCGAGCUUCCCCGGCGAGCAGCCGCCGCCCAAGACGCCCACCGGCCACCACGGCGCCUUCCUCUCCCCCAACGACGUCUCGCCCGGCGCCAGGUCGACCCCCGAGACGCGCAGGAGCAUAUUCCGCACCUUGUCCAGCGCCGGCUCCUCGCCCCGCGGCGGCGAGAACAAGCGCCUGUCGGAGCGACUGCACCUCGGCGGCCGCUCGCGCUCCGCCUCGAGCCUGGUCAGCCUGCCAUCGGACCUGCCUGCCGUCGACGAGAGCGUCGCGCGCAGUGCCGACGACGAGGCGCAGUGGGAAAAGAGGGCGACCAUACUGGCGAAGGGCACCUUGAUCAGCAAGUCGGGCAACCUGGGAGACGGGGGGCUGGAGGCGCCGCGCAGGAGCCCAAGCCCGGCCGGCAUCGACCCGGGGAAAGACGCAAACAUACAGGAAGCCAUCAGGCUCCACGAGGCUGGCGAUCUGGAGCGGUCGACGGAGAUUUUUGGGCGGCUGGCAGAUCCGAAUGGGACCAACAAUGCGCUGAGCCAGGUGCUAUACGGGCUCGCCCUGAGACACGGCUGGGGCUGUCCGCCAAAUCCUGAGUUGGCAGUCACGUAUCUCUCGCAUGCGGCAUCGAACAGCGCGGAGAUAGAGGCUCUAGCGUUGCAGGCGGGCAUGAAGAAGGGCGGUGCGGCCAAGGGUGAGCUCGUUUUGGCCAUGUUCGAGCUUGCCAAUAGCUUCCGGCACGGCUGGGGCGUCAAGAAGGAUGCGCCGGCAGCCAGGCAAUACUACGAGACGGCGGCCAACCUGGGCGACACUGACGCAAUGAACGAGGCGGCGUGGUGCUAUCUCGAAGGGUUUGGCGGCAAGAAGGACAAGUUCAAAGCCGCACAGUUCCUUCGAUUGGCGGAGGAGAAGGGAAACAAGACGAUUGGCAACACCUGGUAA